ACCCCAGUGCAAGUCAGAGGUCAGGCAGGCUUGUGUCUGCUCUCUGUGCACUUGGCCUGGGUGUAUCCCUGCCCAGAGAGUUUGACAUUGCUAAUGCCAACCUUCUGACUUCCUGGCUGCUUAGGGGAACAUGGUGAAGACCUGGCAGGGUAGUCAGGCAUCCCUCAUCUCAACAGGGACUGAGACUGUCCCUGAGACAACUUGGAUAAGGAAGGGAGUUCUCAUCCUUUCAGGCUCAUCCCUGACCUAUGAGAAGCAGGGCCACCUUCAGGCAUGUAGUGUAGUCUGACCACCCCUGGACCCACCCGAGUCUCAUAUGCAAGAGGGCGAUGGCCCCCGCUCUGGCUUGGAACCAAGAUCUCCAACUUCAAGCUUGUCUUCUGAGCAUCAGGGCACAGGUGCCAGAUACCGUCGUGUGGGAUGAUGACUGAGGUGACUCUGAUGUCUGGGUGUCCUUCCUACACAGGGCAGCUUGGCAGUCCAUGGCCUCAAAAUACUUAAUGUCUUGGAGCACUGGCCAGAACCUGUCCACACCAGGACCAUUCAUCUUGCUGGGCUUCCCAGGGCCAAGGAGCAUGCGCAUCGGGCUCUUCCUGCUGUUCCUGGUCAUGUAUCUGCUCACAGUAGCUGGAAACCUGGCCAUCAUCUCCCUGGUGGCUGCCCACAGAUGCCUACAGACACCCAUGUACUUCUUCCUCUGCAACCUCUCCUUCCUGGAGAUCUGGUUCACCACAGCCUGCGUGCCCAAGACCCUGGCCACUUUUGCUCCCCGGGGUGGAGCCAUCUCCUUGGCUGGCUGUGCCACACAGAUGUACUUCGUCUUUUCUUUGGGCUGUACCGAGUACUUCCUGCUGGCUGUGAUGGCGUAUGACCGCUACCUGGCCAUCUGCCUGCCACUGCGCUACGGUGGCAUCAUGACACCUGGGCUGGCGACACGGUUGGCCCUGGGAUCCUGGCUGUGUGGCUUUUCGGCAAUCACAGUUCCUGCCGCCCUCAUUGCCCGCCUCUCCUUCUGUGGCUCACGUGUCAUCAACCACUUCUUCUGUGACAUUUCACCCUGGAUCGUGCUUUCCUGCACUGACACGCAGGUGGUAGAGCUAGUGUCUUUUGGUAUUGCCUUCUGUGUCAUUCUGGGCUCCUGUGGUAUCACACUAGUCUCCUAUGCCUACAUCAUCACGACCAUCAUCAAGAUUCCCUCUGCCCGGGGCCGGCACCGCGCCUUCUCUACCUGCUCAUCCCAUCUCACCGUGGUGCUGAUUUGGUAUGGCUCUACUAUCUUCUUGCAUGUGAGGACCUCGGUGGAGAGCUCCUUGGACCUCACCAAAGCUAUCACAGUGCUCAAUACCAUUGUCACACCCGUGUUGAAUCCUUUCAUAUAUACCCUGAGGAACAAGGAUGUGAAGGAGGCUCUGCGCAGGACAGUGAAGGGGAAGUGAGCCACUGCCUGAGCACAUCUCCUGUCAGACGCUGCGCUGCACGACUGGCAUUGGCUGGCCUGUGAGCCAGUGUCAGUCAGUGUUCAGCACUCUUCUCUCUACAGAGCUUAGAGGGCCAUCUAUCCUAGUUUAUACUUUUAUGGCUUUGUUCAGGAGUGCUUGCUGUCCCAGCCCUCAGUUUCAGGAAGAUUCUAGAAGGGAAACAGGGUUCUGAGUCCCUAGGAGGUCCUUCCCAACCUCCAUAUAAACACCAGAAGCUAUGCAUCAGUUCUGGCCAGACCCCUGUGUCUUGGCCUAAUAGGCUCUUCACCACCCUACAGAUGUCACAAGGCAUACCUGGAAUCUCUAGGAAGGGCAUGCCAGACCACCAGGGGGUUCAUGCUCGUAGAGGUUAAUUAUGGUAGAAAACAACAAACAAACAAACAAACAAAAAACAAGCACAGAAAGCUCAGAGGAAGCUGAGGUCCUGCAAGGGCUUGUUGGUCUUACACUAGGGUCUCAGGGCAUAUCUACUGCAUUUCAUUCCUUUCUGGGUCUUUGGCUUUUGGGAGUGGAGGUACAGGAAGGAGUCAGAGGGAGCAGGGGCCCUGGAUGCCUGUGUAGCCUCAGGCUCUGGAUGAAGGGAGGAAGGGCCAGGUAGUUCCUAGGUAAUUCUGGGGUAAGCACUGCUACUUAUUUUUGAAGCAGCAACACUGCUCUGAACCUGUGUCUUCAUUCAUAAAUGUAACCAUGACAGUACUGUCUCAAGGGACCCUUGGGAAUAUGAAUGACUUAGUGUGUCCAAAGUGCUUAGAUCUAUAAGGGGCAAGAAAAAUGCCACUGAAAUUGUUUUAUAAUUUAGUAGAUAAAGCAGUUUUCAGACUUGUCUGUCUGUCUGCCUGCCUGUCGGUUUAUUUAGAGACAUUGAAUCAUGCGUCUCAGUCUGGUUUCAAACUUUGUAUGUAACUGAGAAUGGACUUGAACUUCUGAUCCUCCUGCCUCUACCUCCCAAAUACCACUGAUGCUCACUCAGUUUUGUGGUUCUGGGGAUUGAAUCCAGGGCUUUGUGAAUGCUGGACAAGCGCUCGGCUGACUGAGCUGAAUACCCCAGCUCUCAGAUUGUCCCCCUCGUGUCCUCAUUUUACUUUGGACAACCAAAGUGACUGUGUCCACCCUGAUCUCUCAGCCUCUAUGAGCCCAAGAGAAACUGACUUCCAUAGGUAGGCCAUAUCACGAUUUGGAGAGGCUUUGGCGGCUCUGAGAGAGUUUUCACUUUGGACUUUUUGAGUACUGUUGCCAGAUGUCUCUUGUACAGGGGGAGACAUGGCCUCCAUAUCCUCUCAGAUACCACUUCUGGGUCUAAUCACAGGCUGACCUUUUUCACACUCUCCUGGCUCCCAUGUCUUAAGCUUUAUGGUUUCUCUGUUCUGUCCAACCCAAGGCUGAGGCCUAAACGAUCCUCUCUGACUUUUCUCUUUAUCGUCUUCCAGAGUGGAGGCUCAAGUAGGACACAGAAGUUUUUCUCUGCAGUGACCCUGCCUGGGGCGGGACAUAGGUGCAGACACCAGCCACCUAGAAUUCCUCUUCUCCCAAGGUCUGGAGCCAGAGGGCACACUGGCCCUCAGGCUUACACGCUCAACUGAAUUUGUACUCUCAGUCAUGUCUGUUGCCGGAACUU
Messenger RNA from Apodemus sylvaticus (European woodmouse), 3093 nucleotides. Its product is annotated as olfactory receptor 287. Gene Ontology annotation, molecular function: olfactory receptor activity; G protein-coupled receptor activity. Gene Ontology annotation, cellular component: membrane. Bases 483 to 1436 code for a protein of 317 amino acids. Lineage: Eukaryota; Metazoa; Chordata; Mammalia; Rodentia; Muridae. Gene Ontology annotation, biological process: G protein-coupled receptor signaling pathway. The record is from RefSeq and is a predicted model, not a curated record. The transcript has 2 exons.